GCAUGCUGGGAGCGGGCAAGCUACGCAGUUAGAUAACGCGGAGGAUGUGUCGAGAGCGUCAGCCGAAGCUUAGUUUGUUUAACCUGGGCCUAGACGGUGUACUUAAGUAUUAUUUUGCAGGAAGUCGUCCUAAGGAAAAAAUUAUCCCGUUUGCCGACUUUCUUAAUUGGACUGAAAAGAGAACAGACUACUUGCAGGAUGUCUGGCUCUACCCAGGAAGAAGAGGAGUUGCCUGCCAUUCACACAGGUCCAAAAGGUGUAAUUAAUGACUGGCGAAGGUUUAAGUUGGACAGCGUUGAUCCGACUGUCCCGCAAAGCAAGAGAGAGCUGCUUAGACAAAUGUCGAGCCCCCGAGAGGAUGACAAGGAGAGACUCAACAGAAAGAUGAGUGUUCAAGAGUACGAAAUGAUCCAAGAAGAUGAUGAACGUUGCCUGAAACGCUACAGAAAACAGUGUAUGCAGGAAAUGCAUGAGCGCCUGAGCUUUGGCCCCACAUUUGAAGAAGUCCAUGAGCUUGAGACUGGAGAAGCCUUCCUGGAAGUCAUAGAGAAGGAACAUAGGUUGACCCUGGUGGUUGUCCACAUCUACCAACAUGGUGUCAAAGGGUGUGAACAGUUGAACUCAUGUCUGGACUGUCUGGCUUCAGAGUAUCCCAGCGUUAAAUUUUGUCGUAUUGAUGCUGUGGCGACAGGCGCUGCUGAGCGCUUCUCCCCAGAGGUUCUUCCUGCCCUGCUGGUGUACAAGGCUGGUGAGUUACUGGGUAACUUUCUGGCUGUUACCCAACACUUCAAUGAAGACUUCUUCGCAACGGAUGUAGAGGGGUUUCUCAAUGAAUAUGGCCUGUUACCUGAGAAGGAGUUCACAGCAUGUGCUGAUGAUGAGGAUGAGACAGGGGACGUGGAAUAGUAAGACAGCGAAGGAGGAGAAGAUGGUUAUUGAUGGAAGGGGAGAAAACAAUGGAUUGUAGUGGAGGAAGAGUAGGUAAAAGCAGAUGACAGUAAAUGGGCAAAGGAAAGGAGAAAAAAAUAUGGGGAAAGUGGAGGAAAACAGUGGGGACAGUGUUUCAGUCAAGACACAUACACACAAGUUAAAUAAGCUUAUAUAUUGCAUGUGCAGAUAAACACAAUAGUAAACAUCCACCAGCACACACUGAAUGCUGAUUGUAUUUAGAAGCACUUAGGUGUAAACCACAUGGUGUGAGUCUGUUGAAAUACCGCUUUACAGUCAUUUCAUUAUGGUGAUUAUUUUUAAUGCUAUUAUUAUUAUGAUGAUUAAUAUUAUUAUCAGUGGUAGCAAUAUUGGGGAAGUAGGAUAGAUAUGAUAUAUAUGUAAAUCAUUAGUGUAGGAGAAGGGGUGGGACUAGAUAAGUUUCAACUUCUUCCCACUCCUUUUUGAACGUGGAUAACUUGUUAUCAUUUGUUGUUGUAUUCUUUACCUUUUUUCUUUUUAUUUUUAAUAUGUUCAAAAUAAACUUCAAUCAAUCAAAAAAACAGUCAUAUCAUAGCUCUCCAAUAAAAGAUGUCUU
Epinephelus moara (kelp grouper) is the source of this 1525-nucleotide messenger RNA. RefSeq names its product phosducin a (gene pdca). The transcript has 6 exons. The coding region runs from base 199 to 906 and encodes 235 amino acids. Gene Ontology annotation, biological process: regulation of G protein-coupled receptor signaling pathway. The record is from RefSeq and is a predicted model, not a curated record. NCBI's taxonomy places the organism in Eukaryota, Metazoa, Chordata, Actinopteri, Perciformes, Serranidae.